AGCGGACUUCAGAGAUGGGGUGAAGAGUGGGUCGAAGGCUCGUCGCGUAGCCCUCCCGCGGGCCGGCGGAUGUUAGGCAGCCGAGGGGCGGGCCUAGCACCGGAAGCAGGAAGGAGGGCGCAGGAAGCAGGGCGCCGCAGCCAGUCGUACUGCCGGCCAGUGGGUCUGUCGGUGCCCAGGGCGGGAUGGAGAAGCUGCGGCUCCUGGGGCUCCGCUACCAGGAGUACGUGACUCGUCACCCGGCCGCCACGGCCCAGCUGGAGACGGCGGUGCGGGGCCUCAGUUACCUGCUGGCAGGUCGCUUCGCCGAUUCGCACGAGCUGUCGGAGCUGGUGUACUCCGCCUCCAACCUGCUCGUGCUGCUCAACGACGCGAUCCUGCGCAAGGAGCUCCGGAAGAAGUUGCCUGUGUCGCUGACGCAGCAGAAGCUGCUGACAUGGCUGAGCGUGCUGGAGUGCGUGGAGGUCUUCAUGGAGAUGGGGGCCGCCAAGGUGUGGGGCGAAGUGGGGCGAUGGCUCGUCAUCGCCCUCAUCCAGCUAGCCAAGGCUGUCCUGAGGAUGCUCAUGCUGAUCUGGUUCAAGGCCGGCCUCCAGACCUCGCCCCCCAUUGUUCCGCUGGACAGGGAGACCCAGGCCCAGGCCCCAGACACUGACCACGGCCCUGGCGGCCAGGAGUCCUACGUGGGGAAGCGGUCAAACCGAGUGGUGCGGACGCUGCAGAACACGCCGGCCCUGCACGCCAGGCACUGGGGAGCGCCCCAGCAGCGGGAGGGGCGGCAGCAGCAGGUGGAGCCGAGCGUCCCCCCGACGCCGCUGGGGCUGCAGGAGACCAUCGCCGAGUCCCUGUACAUCGCCCGGCCCCUGCUGCACUUGCUCAGCCUGGGCCUGUGGGGUCAGCGGUCGUGGACACCCUGGCUGCUGGCCGGCGUUGUGGACGUGACCAGCCUGAGCCUCCUGAAUGACAGAAAGGGCCUGACCCGGAGGGAGCGGCUGGAGCUGCGGCGCCGCACCAUCAUGCUGCUCUACUACCUGCUGCGCUCGCCCUUCUACGACCGCUUCUCCGAGGCCAGGAUCCUCUUCCUGCUCCAGCUGCUGACAGACCACGUCCCUGGCAUCGGCCUGGUCGCAAGGCCGCUCAUGGACUACCUGCCCACCUGGCAGAAAAUUUACUUCUACAGCUGGGGCUGACAGAUCCCGGAGGUGGCGCCGGGGCUGCUGUCGGCCAGGGUGCGUCGGCCCUUCAGCGCCCGGGCCCUCUUCCCCAAUAAAACCGACUCUGGCAGUGUCCGAGCACGUGGCCUCUCUGUGCCCGCUGCCCAGGGCGCCAGGCCCCGCCCCUGCCGCAGCCCUGGUCGCCAGCAGCGUUGCUCAGUCCCUCCUGACCCUGCCUGUACCCUGGUGGUGGAGCCACUGCGGCUGGGCUGUGUCGCUGGGCCCGGGAACCUGCAGUUUAACCUCAUCGGGCAUGAGAGGUGCUCGCCACAGCAGCCGCGGGAGCAAACAGACUUCUCACUGGGCCCUGCGCAAACAGGGCUGCCCCGGCUCCCCGCUGCGGAGCCUGGUGUGUGGUCAGCCACAGUGGCCCUUCAAGCCCAGGGUCCCCAGCUCACAGGGAAAGGGUGGCUGGGGCCAGUGAGGGCAGCACGCAAGGCUGAGGGAAAGCCGGGUGCAGAAUGAGGGCCCGUGACCUGGCGUCUCAGAACUUCCCUGCUGGCUCCAUGGGCUGCUGAGAGCGGAGUGGGCUGGCCCAGGGCUCACGGGCUGCGGAAGAACCAACUGCUGGAGGCCUGAGCCAGUGCACGGGCGUCUCUGGUUUCUGAAGGGCUCUGGCUGCACGUGUGUCCUCCGUGGCCCCUUCCAGCCGGGGCGGGGGCAGGGCGACCUGGCAGGCAGGAUCCGAGCUGCUGCUCCUGUGACCUCCGGCUUAGCUGGGGAAGCAGUCUGGACUCUUGCUCCAUCGCAGGCCCUGCGGCACGUGCUGCGCAGUCAGAGGUGAGCGAGGCCUAAUGCCCCGCCCCCGAGCUCUCGCCGAUCAAUGGCGACAUCUGCACACAGGGCCCGGGGCUGCUGCAGCCACGCCAAGUGUGCAGAAGGCAGCGGAGGAGGUGAGCAAAACCUUUGACCAGGCCUGCGCUUGCCGGAAGUGCCCAUCAAAACUUGGGCCGCGGGGCCAGUGUCGCAACUGGGAGGCUGGAGAGGCAGGCUCAGACCCGAUACUCACUCCAACCGGGGCAAGCAGCCACCUGGCCUACAGGGGGCAGCAGACAGUUCACGGACACUGUGUCUUAGGAAAAAACCCAUGCAUGGAUCUCAGAACGCUGCACCAAAAUAAAAAUCCUUUAAUUCCAAGUUCUU
Molecule: messenger RNA, 2354 nt
Organism: Lepus europaeus (European hare)
Lineage: Eukaryota; Metazoa; Chordata; Mammalia; Lagomorpha; Leporidae
Gene: PEX16
Product: peroxisomal biogenesis factor 16
Exons: 11
Coding region: 186-1187 (333 amino acids)
Biological process (GO): peroxisome organization
Cellular component (GO): peroxisomal membrane
Source: RefSeq, a predicted model, not a curated record